ACUUCGUUUGGCAGCAAGACUUUUCUGCAAGUUCGAUGACAGAGUCAGAGGGUUAUAUUGGAUUCUUUUUUGUAGCUGUCUCCUUUAUUCGAGAAUAAGCAGUCUUCUCCGUGAAAGGACACUGUGAACUAAUACAAUGGAAACAGGACUAGGAACAGGUCUAGGUUAUGGGAUCAAUAAAUCUAUUGUUCAUCCUGGAAAGGGCAACCUCCCUCUUUAUCCUGAUGGUACAAAGGUAACAUUUCAUUACAAGUGCAGCAAGUGUGAUGAGGAAGAGACUGUGAUUGAAGACACAAAAAAGGUUAAGAAGCCCAUGGAGCUCCUGACUGGCAAAUCAUUUAAGUUUGAACUUUGGGAGAAUGCACUGAAGACCAUGCGACCAGAUGAAGUGGCUGACUUUGUAUGUGACACACAGCACCUUGCAUCUUACCCACCUGUUGAAGCCAAGCUUCGUGCUUUCCGCCAUGGUAAGAAAAUUGAGGAGGAGAAGCACUGCUGCGGCAUGGCCCAGGUCCACCAAUCCGGUCUAGGCUACGAGGACUUGGACUCCCUCAUGAAGGACCCUGUGCCACUCCGAUUCACUAUGGAGGUUAUCAGUGUGGAGGAGCCUGGACAGCAUCGUUUGGAAGCUUGGGCAAUGAAUGACGAACAGAAGAAAGCUGUCUUGCCUAAGCUCAAACAGGAAGGUAACCGUCUAUACAAAGAAGGAGAGUACGAGAAGGCAGCAGAGAAGUAUGCUGAAGCCCUUGGCUGUCUUGAGAACCUACUUCUGCAUGAGAAACCCAAUAGUGCAGAAUGGUUAGAUCUUGAUGGGGACAAGAUUCCAUUCUUACUCAACUUUGCUCAGUGUAAGCUCCAUAUGAAGGAGUACUACCAGGUCAUUGAACAUACAACAACAGUUUUGGAGAAGGAAGACGACAACGUGAAGGCACUGUACAGGAGAGCAAAGGCACAUUCUGCAUGCUGGAAUUUCCGAGAAGCUCGACAAGACUUUGGUGUAGCAUUGAAGCUUGAUCCUAAGCUUGGCGGAGCCAUUCGGAAGGAACUAGCAGUGAUCGAAGAAGCAGAGAAAGCCAAGGAUGAAGAGGAUAAAGCCAAACUUCAGAGCCUCUUUACCAAGUGAGAAUGGAAUGUAUCAUAAACUUUACAAUUGGACGUUUUACCUUUUACCAGCUCCAGUGGACUAUUGAAACAAAUAUCGGGCAAAGCGAAGCAUCAUCCUUAUUUCUCUGAGUAAUGAAGAUAUUACUAAUAGGCCUUAUAACUGGAUGUAGAGAGUACAGUGUUGAGUCAUAGCCAUUCAUCUCUCUGGAUACUACUUCUAGUUCAAGCUUUGAAAAUCUAAAGUAAAAUAUGUUGCAGUGGCUGCUAACAAUACAAAUUUCUUGGUUCUAUAACCAACUGAAACAUACAUGGUGCAAGGAUUUUUCUUUCGGACCCAUUGCUAUAUUCUAACAAUAGACUGAAAUCAUAACCUCUAAAUACCUUUGGUUAACUGAGUCAUACUAACACUGAUUGUCACCUGAGACUUUUGUCAUACUGCAUGUGAAGGAUGUAUUGUCACUCUGACAUUACAUUGUUAUUGCUGAUUGGAUGACAAAACCUUUAAUUACAAAAAAAAAAUAAUUGUUCAGGAGAGUAAUAACUGUCAUGACUUCAUAUGUAAUGGAAUAGUCUUCCCUCUGACACAGCAUUUAGAUAGAGGGUUUGAAAUGGUCCACAAAAUGUAACGCAAGAGGUCUUAUCUCCCCUAGGACAUUACCCUUCUAAUAUGGUCAUUGCCAGCAAUAAUCAAGGCCAGCACUUGUGAGUUAUAAGGCUGCUUAAAUUAGGAAUUAGUCGAUUCAUUGGGAUAUCUUCAGAUUUUUUGGAUGUUGCAAAAGACUGUGGAUUUCAGGAAGACAUGUGAAGAUUCAGGCAGUUGUAUUCUACAAACCUGAGGACAUCAACAUGCUGCCCAAGCUUUGAACCACUUGCUUUGUGAUACUGAUGACAGUGCUUUAUGAACCAGAUAGCAUGUUGGUCUUCAAUUAUUUCUUUUGAUAAUGUACAAACUAUUAUGGAUUCUUUGUGUAUUGUGAUUGCUUUUUGUGCUCCUGUGAUGUUUUUGAAAAUCUAGCAAAGUCUUGCCAUAGCAGGUAUGAUUGUGUUUCAGCCCAUUUAGAACAGCAUCCUUGCUAAAAUAGGCCAAAGUAGAUUUUACAUGUUCCUUAUGUACACUGUAUGUAUAGCUCAGUGACAUCUUGGGGGAAGGGGGCAAGGGGCCAAGUUGCAGUGCAAAGGUGAGUUGUGAACAGAUAUGACAGCCUGUACAGAAGAAGAUGGUCUUGAAUCAACCCCCUUAACAUUUUCUGCGACCUUUCCGCUGCGAGAAAUUUUUCGACUGCGCCAGCCGCUGACUUUUUACUUUGAAGUCUCAUGCAUCUUUUCAGACCCGAAAUUCUCGCUACCCCAAAUAGGAACAAAAAUCUCAUAAUGCGCGAGACGAGAUAAUUUUCACUCCGUCGGGUCGUCAUCACCACUUCCGGUUCAGAGUCAUGCAUGUUCGCGAUACUGAGUUUUCCACCACGCAGAAAUCGAUGCCAAUCAGAGUAAUAUGUACAGAUUAUAAUACUUUUUAUUUAAUUUGGUCAGUUUUGAUUCCAUUUGAAUUAUAAAUAAAAAUAGAAAAUAUAUUACGCGUGAAAAUAAUUUUUAUUCAUGUUUUUAUUUGGUUAUAAAAAAAUAAAACAAAAAAUGAAUAUCUUAAAAUUUUGCAUUUAGUGACCGGCCUGACAUUACGAUCGUAUUCGACUAGACGCUAAAUAUAUACACUACAGCAUUCAUUCCGUUCAAUUUUUCGUUGACCACAAAAUGGAUAAAAAAUAAGUUUCGGAAUUAAAAAAAAUCUUAACUGACAGAGGAAUACCGUGCAAUAGAAAGCGUCGGGCAGAAUUAGUGACUUUAACAGAAAAGGCCGUUAAACUGUAUCGUGAAAGAGAGGGUUGUGAUCACGAACUUUCCGAGCAAAAGCGACGUUGCGUUGUUGUGGAUGACGGCACUGUUGAUCUGAAUGGCAAAACAGUGCAUUGGACUUCCGAACAGGAAGUUGUAAUACCGAAAAGCUAUCCCAUAAUGCAAUGCGCGUUACAGGGAUUUUUCGUGGAUCUCCACGAAGUUGCUAUUUGGGGUAACGAGAAUUGCUCCAAAACGUGAUUCUGUGUACAAAGUCAAUGUAAAUUGAGUUAUCUCAUACUGACAUCAGUUGAAAUUAAUGGAUUUUAGAAUAAUUACUAUAUGCUUCAAAAAGCUUCUGCUAUAAAUUUGGCGAAAAAACAAAGAAAAAUGAAAGGUAAAAAAAGAAAGAAAUACAUAAAAAAUUCAUUUUCAAACCAGAAUUUUUUUAAUUUAUAAUUGUUAGCAAUGGUAUAAAGAAUAUUAAGACCAAAAAUUAGCCUUCUAGGAGCUAUUUUUAGUGAAUUAGUGCAAAAAGUAUGAUUUCCUUUUUAUGCUAAUUUAUGGAUAAAUUAGCAUUAAAAAAAUCUUAUUAUUUCCGAAAAAUUAACCAGACAGCCUUGUAGAUCACAUCCCCCACUAUUAUCAUGCCAAUUUUCAUGGCAUUCACGUGAUUGGCGGCUGAGAUCUCAAGGGGGGUUGAUUCUUAGUGACCUGCAAUGAUUUGUAAACUGCAGUCCUUUAAUGCAUUGAGAAUUACAAGUGGUUCACACUGAUUGGCUGAAUAAAAGUAUUUUAUCUGUUUUCUAUGCAUGCAUUUAUUCUGUCAUCACUGUGCAUACAAUUUUACACGUAUAAUAUGAUGCAAGUUCAAUUUUGCCAAAGUUAUGAGUUUUUCAGUGAUUUCAGAUGCAAUACAAGUGAAUAUUAACCUAAUCAACAGGUAUCUGUCAUCUAUCCAUCAACCUAACUACUAUCUACUUGAUUGGACUAAAGUUAUCAUUAUUUUAAUCAUUUGAACGCCGAUGUCAUAAUGAUUAUAUAUUUCUUGGAAUUUUAAUUAUGUGUAGCAAGGAAAAUACCCUAGUUACUGAUUUUUUUCAUCAUUUGAUACAAGGCAAAACAAAGUAAAGAACAAUAAAACAACUUCCCCUUUAAUAAAAGAUUAAUUCAAUGAAGGAUAAAAAAAAGAAGAAAAACAAGAUUUGAGCAAUUAUAAGAAUGAUUGAUAGAUAUAUGGACAGAAUAAAUGUGUUCACUCAG
Lytechinus pictus (painted urchin) is the source of this 4197-nucleotide messenger RNA. Its product is annotated as AH receptor-interacting protein-like. The coding region runs from base 137 to 1123 and encodes 328 amino acids. NCBI's taxonomy places the organism in Eukaryota, Metazoa, Echinodermata, Echinoidea, Temnopleuroida, Toxopneustidae. The transcript is spliced from 6 exons. Gene Ontology annotation, molecular function: protein binding; peptidyl-prolyl cis-trans isomerase activity. The record is from RefSeq and is a predicted model, not a curated record.